Molecule: messenger RNA, 3430 nt
Organism: Microstroma glucosiphilum
Lineage: Eukaryota; Fungi; Basidiomycota; Exobasidiomycetes; Microstromatales; Microstromataceae
Exons: 3
Coding region: 350-3184 (944 amino acids)
Biological process (GO): signal transduction
Molecular function (GO): protein binding
Source: RefSeq, a predicted model, not a curated record
GUUCCUGACCAACACUUGGGCCUCCCUGCUUCGUACCUGUUUGCUCUUCCCUCCUCACCGCAUACAUCAUCCCUUCUCUUUGGUCGUGCUCCGACACGCUGUUGACCAGUCGCACUCGGUCGCUCGUGGGGUGCAACAGCCAGAUCCUCCAUCCUCAGGUCUGCUGGCUUGCGGUGAAGUCAGGCCCGGACGUCCAGUCGCGCUACUUUCCUCCCCCUCCUCCCAACAACAAAGUCACACCGGAACGGUCCUCCUAUUGUAGCCCUGAGGGCAUUACAGAGGGGCAUACAUAGCUAGCGGAACAUCGUCGCAGUCUCGGAGGCCGCGUAGUGUCUCUCAGCGUGCCCGCAUGGCGGCUACAGCGACCGCUUGGAAUCAUCCCGCCUCCGACAGCGGCGUCGAUGGGAGUCGGUAUGUCGGCAAGGGCAUGACUAGCGCUCCCUCGCCAGGGAUCUCACUUCCCGUGACAGAUUGGGAGGAGAGUCACGUCUCAUCUUGGCUCGCUACCCUCAAUCUUACGCUUUUGGCUACCUCGUUCCGUGAGCAAGGUAUCACUGGCGAUGUCUUGGUACAGCUGGAUAAUGAAGCUUUGAAAGACCUUGGCGUCUCAAGUGUGGGACAGAGGUUGGCUUUACUGGGUGGCAUCUACAGACUCAAAGUAGUUUGGGGUCUCGAAAUUGAGGAAGGGGACUAUCAUCCUCAAUCUGAGGAGAUUCGGGCAACGAUUGAGCCUCCUGUUACAGUCCUUCAACUUGCUGCAUCGCUCCGUCAGAGAGAUGACCGCAUCGCCAGGCUUGAACAAGAGCUGCGAAGAGCGACUAUCUUCCUGGCCAGGUUCCAACACGACUUCACCGGAGUCUGUAGAUACCAGGGCCUUAACGCCCCUACUCUGGAUCAUUCCUUCCGUCCCUUUGCGGCGGCAUCGCCGGCUGAUACGGUCAGCUUUGACAGCCUCACUAGCAGCAAGGACACUCUCGCGCCUCAUGAUCUCAGGAAUGUGGGCGGCUCUCCUCGCGCGAAGCUAUCCCCUGCACAUGCUACCAUGCAUUCUCCAGCUACCCCCUCUGCGAAAGGAUCAACGCCCACGAGCCUGAUCUCAGGUACGGAUGGCGCAGGCGGACAUAUAGGCUGGAGUCAAGGCUUACAGCAGCCGAGUUCGGCUAGAUCUCAGGUCUUCGCGGUCAACGAUCAUACCCAGAGCGGGGAUGAAAGGCUGCGGAUGCCGCUCAGUGGGGGCCAUCUAGAUCCAGAAGCACAUUCACACCAUCGCUUUGGCCACGGUCACGGCUCAGAAGGCGCUAUGACUCAUGCUGUAGACGAGGUGUCCCGCUCCGCCACUGAUGGAAGGAAGCAUGUCUCCCCCAUUGGGUCCUCUGCCAUCAAAGGUGUCAUGUCGACUCCCUCGAGUGCCACGUUCCCAUCUUCGACUCGCUCUGAUCGAGCACCUGAUUCCAGUCUAAGUGCAGCAGCUGCUCACAAGCUGACUGGAAAUGCAGUCUAUGGUGGGAUGCUGUCCUCCCCUUCGAUUCCCAAUCUGUCAAGUCAGGCCCUGGGCCAGCGGCCAGGGGGAUUGGCCUCUCCUACAAAUCGGCCUAGAUCGAAUAGCGCGGCUGCCAGCCCUACCACACCAUCCUCUCUUCAAUCAGCAGGAAUCGUCAAGAGCAGCGCCAAGGAUGUAGGCACGCCUUCUUCAGCCUCUUCGGCUGCAGGUCGGGACCUCUUAGGCACAAAGACGACCCUUGGCAACGGAGAGAACCCCUACAAGUCUUUCCGAGUGACAUUGGAAGACCCGUGCUACAAGGUGCUCCCAGCUGCACUCAAGAAGUACAAGAUCAACGACGACUGGAGACUCUAUGCGCUGUUCAUCUGCUACGGCUCGACCGAGCGAUGUCUCUCCUACGACGAGAAGCCUCUAUUGCUCUUUCAGAAGCUGAAGGAAGCACGACAGAGCCCAGUCUUCAUGCUCAGACACAUACGUGACGUGAAGAGCCCCAUUGCUAUUGCUAAUGCGAAAGCCGCUGCUAGACGAGAGUCCGGUCCCGCCUCCUCAACGCCUGGGUCGAGAAGAUUGCCAGACGGGGGUAACGGAAGCGGCAGUGUUGCAAAAAGAGAGGUUCUUUUGCAGAGCGGGCAAGGCGCUGACGCGGGCGAGGCGCUUCAGUCUCUGAGAGGUGAAACGAUCCUCACAGGUCCGGCAGCUCAGUUGGAGAAUCUCGACGGUCACAAGACCUUCGCGAUUGCGAUAUACCCGUACUCCUGCGAGCGCGAAGACGAAUUUGACGUCAGCGUUGGCGAUACUUUCGUAGUCCUCUCCAAAGCGAAGGGAUGGUGGAUCGUGCAGCGUGACUCUAACGCGACUGGACUGGGCGAUAUAGCCGCAGGCUCGAGCCCUCAAGACGGCAGCCGGGACGAUGGCCAGUCCAAGGGGGCUGAAAUCCGCUCGGGAUGGGUACCAGCAGGCUGUCUCAUCGAGACGUCCAGACCACUGGCGGCAGUAGUGGCAACGGAUGGCACAGAGUCAGGCGUCACGACGGCCUCUGAGGCGCAAGACUACCUCGCCGAGAUUGCUUCACGACCCAUGGCAGAAGCGGAGGAUGCUGUCACCCCUACUCCAGCUUCGAUCAAAGGAGCUCAUAGUGGUAAUGCAGAAAGUGCUCGCAGCGGUCCCAUGAGCAGAUUGCAGAGAGAGGGCCCUUCGAUCUCUUCCUCUGGGCGUCUGGGAGGGUGGGACAAGGCAAGCGUUCCGAUACCACCAAGUGUCAUUACAUCGACUUCGACUCCAGGUAUCAUGCUCAUGGAGUACUCUUCAGUCGCAGCAGCCGCCUCCUCUUCGAGCGGACCUGUGUCGGGUUCAAGCAGCGAGACAGCCGUCGUGCCCGAUGCGAAUGGAGCAACGGCGACAGAUGGCGCGCCUCUAGAAUUACAGAAGGACGAUCGACUGCGUGUCUUCAAGCGCUACAAUCACUGGAGCUAUUGUGUGCAAGAGAAUGGCAAGCAUGCAAGAGGCUGGGUGCCCAGCUGGUACAUUGGCAAGAUUUCGCCUCGCUCUGCUGCUUCUACCUCUGGUGCAACUGUUUCAGAAGCUGGAGCUACAGCUGGGAGUGCAAGGGCAUUGUCUCCCGCUCCUCCUGGGCCAGGCGGGCAGUCGCAAAUUGCGAAUGGACCCUACGAGGCUGCACCGUGAGCUCAGGCAAUCGCCGUCCUUCAUAUCUUGCGCUUCGCAGGCCUCAGGGUCAAACUGACAUACUCUGCUCAACUCCUGAGCUGCGUCCUUCAUGUCUUGAUUGUACAUUUUGUCUCGAAGAGAAGAUUCUAACAGUUCCGCCUUUCUUCGACACCAUCCCUGAUGCACCCUCAUCAUUUGCCGAGUGAUCUUGGUGUGCGUACUCGGACCGAGAGACACGUGACACAUCCUUCCAUCUUCUCAAAG